This is a messenger RNA of Zootoca vivipara (common lizard), 2315 nucleotides long. It is a transcript of the gene OLFM3, whose product is annotated as olfactomedin 3. Lineage: Eukaryota; Metazoa; Chordata; Lepidosauria; Squamata; Lacertidae. Gene Ontology annotation, biological process: signal transduction. The record is from RefSeq and is a predicted model, not a curated record.
AUGUCCAGGAAUGAUGCAUUGUCUGAAAUCAGAAUGGCAGCUAGACUCUGGUUCAGUGGACCUGAAGACCUGUUACAUGAUGAAAUCCCACUCAACCCUUGGCAAGAUGAUACAGAAAGCCAGCUUAUCAAGCCAUUCCAUGCCCACCACACCUGCACUAGGAUGAUAAUCAGUCACUAUGAAAACUCAUUAGCCUCCACAGCAAUGAGUCCUCCACUGCUCAAGCUUGGUGCUGUCCUUAGUACCAUGGCAAUGAUUUCUAACUGGAUGUCCCAAACGCUCCCAUCAUUGGUAGGACUAAACACCACCAGGCUGUCCACUUCUAAUACUCUAACUCAAAUCAGCCCCAAAGAAGGAUGGCAAGUCUAUAGUUCCGCCCAAGACCCAGAUGGAAGGUGCAUUUGCACUGUGGUUGCUCCAGAACAAAACCUGUGCUCCAGAGAUGCCAAGAGCAAGCAGCUUAGACAGCUACUGGAAAAGGUUCAGAACAUGUCCCAGUCCAUUGAAGUUUUAAACCUACGGACUCAGAGAGAUUUCCAGUACGUUUUAAGGAUGGAAACACAAAUGAAAGGGCUGAAGGCCAAGUUCCGGCAAAUUGAAGAUGACCGGAAGACGCUAAUGACAAAGCACUUUCAAGAGCUGAAAGAAAAGAUGGAUGAGCUGUUGCCACUGAUACCAGUCCUGGAACAGUACAAAACUGAUGCUAAGUUAAUCACCCAGUUCAAAGAGGAAAUUAGAAAUCUGUCUUCAGUCCUCACCGGGAUCCAGGAGGAAAUUGGCGCCUAUGAUUAUGAGGAACUCCACCAGCGAGUGCUCAGUUUGGAAACCAGGCUUCGAGACUGCAUGAAAAAGCUUACAUGCGGCAAAUUGAUGAAGAUCACUGGCCCUAUUACAGUCAAGACAUCGGGAACCCGGUUUGGCGCUUGGAUGACGGAUCCAUUAGCAUCAGAGAAAAAUAACAGAGUCUGGUAUAUGGACAGUUACACCAACAACAAAAUAGUCCGUGAGUACAAAUCGAUAGCAGACUUUGUCAGCGGAGCCGAGUCGAGGACAUACAACCUCCCUUUCAAGUGGGCAGGGACCAACCACGUUGUCUACAAUGGCUCCCUCUUCUUCAACAAGUACCAGAGCAACAUCAUCAUCAAGUACAGCUUCGAUACGGGCCGGGUGCUGGCUCAGCGCAGCCUGGAGUACGCCGGCUUCCACAACGUCUACCCAUACACUUGGGGCGGCUUCUCGGAUAUCGACCUGAUGGCGGACGAAAUUGGCUUGUGGGCCGUCUACGCAACCAAUCAGAACGCGGGCAACAUCGUCAUCAGCCAACUGAACCAGGACACAUUGGAAGUGAUGAAAAGCUGGAGCACUGGCUACCCAAAGAGAAGUGCUGGCGAAUCCUUCAUGAUCUGUGGCACCUUGUACGUCACCAAUUCUCACUUAACUGGAGCCAAGGUGUACUACUCCUAUUCCACGAAAACCUCCACGUACGAAUACACGGAUAUCCCCUUUCAUAAUCAAUAUUUUCAUAUAUCCAUGCUUGACUACAAUGCCAGAGAUCGGGCUCUGUAUGCCUGGAAUAAUGGGCACCAAGUCCUGUUCAAUGUCACACUUUUCCACAUAAUUAAGACUGAGGAUGACACAUAAACUCAACCUUGAUAUUCUGGCCACCUGAAAGCAGUGUCAUUUGUGCUGAACUCAAAAGCAUUCUGCUGGGUUUCUCUUAAGUUCUCUUUUUUCCAGUAAGAAUUAAGAAAAGGAAAUGGGGGGGAGGGAAGCUUUUUCUACAGUAUCAUGUAUUCCAAAUAUGGCGGAGCCUUUAUUUAAAAUGAUCUGGAUGGGAUUAGAGGUAACUUUCUUAACUCUACACCAGGCCUGCCAUGACUUUGUCAUGGAAAGCACUAAAGUUUAUUUCAGUGGCUAAAGACAUUGUUUAAAAAAUAAUUUAAAACAAGAUUAAUGAUCUGCCUUAUAUUAGAGUCAGAGACUAAUGGUGGCUUAACUGCAUGAAUGUCUUUUUCUACCAUAUAUCAUUUUUUUAAACAAAAGCAAUCUGUCUAAAUGCUCAACAUCAAAAUAUAUUUGGACAGUAAUCUGAAAUAGAAUGUGCAUCGAUAUUAUUUGGGUUUCUCUUUAAAGCAACAAACAACAACCACACUCUCUUCUAAAGUCAAAUACUUAAGAAUCAGAUUUCUUUGGAGGUGAAAAGAAGUAAAAUUCUAUUGGCUGUUACACAAUUUCAGAUGCGGUGCUGUACAGUCUGUUUUUAAACUUCUUGCAAGCAAUUUCUCAGUGAUAUGUAUUUAUACCAUUGUGUCCAC